AUGGGCUACAUUGUUGUUAAAUUUCCAGUGUGCACGUUCACAGAUGUUCGAAACCAGGACAACUUGAGUAUUGCAUUUUCCCAGUGUUUGGCUGGGCUUCUCACCGUAGUUGUUCAGGAUCUGAAGCUGACUGUCACACAAGUCGAAUCCACAAUCGUUAAGGUGUCUGCCGGAAACUAUCCACAAUCCAAGGAAGAUGCUGCCGGCCCUGUGACUGUUUCAUUUGGCGAUCUUUACAGCAAAGAGGUACAUAAGGUCAUAGUGGAUCUUCUUCUCCCUGCUGCUAGUAGUCCGGCCCCCUCGGAUGUCCUCGACAUCACUUACACAUACAGCUCUGGUGGGAAAUUGUUUGAUGCCAAUCCGAUAAUUGUUACCGUAAGCCGCACCAGCAGGACAUCCGUGGAGCCGGAGAGGGCGGAGGUGAUGAUUGAGGAGAACCGUCUCCGGACAGCACAGAUGAAAAAAGAAUCAAGAGUCAUGGCUGACGACAAGAAGCUGGAUGGUGCUCUUGAGAAGCUCGCGGAAGCCCAAAGCUUGCUGGAGAACGUGGUUAAUGAUGAGUCUAACCCGUUGAUUAAGAUGCUGAAAUCUGAGCAGCAACAGAUGUCGAGGUUGACGAAAACACAUGAAAUCUACGAAAAGCAAGGGCGUCCUUUUGCACUCUCUUCUGAGACUUCCCAUGAUCGCCAGCGUUUCGCUGCAAGAGGUGAUGAUGUGGAAAAGGUGCGCAUGUUUACCACUCCGCGUAUGGAUGCAUACCUUGAGCAAGCCAAGUCAUUUGAAGAUCCCAGCAAGCCACUGCCCUCUGUGGAUGACGAUGAGAAGCAAGACCUCGCUGCCGAUCCCCUUGCAUGCGUGCUUUAAUUCCUUCGCCAUCCAUCUUUAAUUUACGAGGCAGACCAUUGCAUUGGGUUUUGCCUUUGCACUUCAAUAAAUUUCGUGUGUGAUUUACCCGUUGUUCAAAAGGUUUUUUCUUUUUUAAUUAGUCAUUUCACAGAUGGGCUACAUUGUUGUUAAAUUUCCAGUGUGUGAUUCGCCCGUUGCACUUCAAUAAAUUAUUAGUGUGUGAUUAGCCCGUGUUAAAUAAGUUUUUUUUAUUA
Messenger RNA from Camellia sinensis, 1100 nucleotides. The record is from RefSeq and is a predicted model, not a curated record. NCBI's taxonomy places the organism in Eukaryota, Viridiplantae, Streptophyta, Magnoliopsida, Ericales, Theaceae.